Aspergillus novofumigatus IBT 16806 is the source of this 2814-nucleotide messenger RNA. RefSeq names its product DEAD/DEAH box helicase. The transcript has 8 exons. Bases 1 to 2814 code for a protein of 937 amino acids. The record is from RefSeq and is a predicted model, not a curated record. Lineage: Eukaryota; Fungi; Ascomycota; Eurotiomycetes; Eurotiales; Aspergillaceae. Gene Ontology annotation, molecular function: ATP binding; nucleic acid binding.
AUGCCAUUCCAAAUUCAUGGCUUCCAGACUUCCAUCGAUGUCGCUCGCCAGCAGACUUAUGAUGUAGCCUCACUGGCAGGACAAAAGCGACUUACAGAGCAGUCACCGAAUGACUCUUUCAAGGUCGCAAACCUGAAACAAGACAUUGAUAAUAGUAAGACUGGUUUGCUGGAUAUUCGUGCGGUCGAUUUUUCUCGUCCCUCAGUAACUCCUCAGAAAAACCGACUGGUCGCAAGCGAGAUUCAUCACGUUGCAGCCGCCAUUCCCCCAGGAGGCAGCCAACCAGGAAGGACAGAUAACGCCGUACCAGGUUCCAGUCAAAAUCCUCUUCUGUUUCUCAAAAAUCCCCGAUAUGGACUGCCACCUGCUCUGGUGGCCAACUUUGCUGCUCUUGGGGUUACCAGCAUCUACCCGUGGCAGGCGUCAUGUUUGCUCGCUCGGGGACUCCUCGAAGGGGAGCGGCAUCUUGUCUAUACAGCACCUACUGGAGGCGGAAAGUCCCUCGUGGCCGAUGUCUUGAUGCUGAAACGCAUCAUUGAACAUCCGUCUCGCAAGGCGAUCCUCGUCCUUCCGUAUGUGGCACUCGUUCAAGAAAAGCUCAAGUGGCUUAGACGCAUUGUGGAAAACGUCGAAAAGAAAGUCCUUGAUGAUGAUGAUGAAGCGGCUCGGUCGCAGCCAUACUACCAACGCUGGAAAAAGCUACAGAAAUCUAUUCGGGUCACAGGGUACUUUGGUGGGACUAGGACCGCUGCCUCUUGGGCUGACACAGACAUUGCCGUCUGCACGAUAGAGAAGGCAAACUCAUUGAUUAAUACCGCUGUUGAAGAAUGCUCUAUUGGAGACUUGGGUGUCGUUGUCUUGGACGAAUUACACAUGCUGGACGAUGAGCAUCGCGGCUACAUCCUCGAACUGAUGGUGACAAAAUUGCUGUUGCUGCAACAAGACAUCCAGAUUAUUGGCAUGAGUGCCACCCUUUCUAAUACGAAACUGUUGGCGGACUGGAUGAAUGCAAAGUACUUUAUUUCUACUUAUCGACCGGUUCCAAUCGACGAGUACCUGGUCUACGAGAACGCUAUUUACCCUGCUGCAACUUCGCGUCAAUUGUUCCAGACUAUCACUAGGUUGAAGACCAUGAAAACGAUUUCCUUGACGGAUACUAUGCCCCCACACCGCAUGAUACAAUGUUCAAAACAUCGAGAACUUGCAAACCCCAUGACAAAUGCAAUGGUUGCUCUGGCCGUCGACACUGCUGCAGCAGGGUAUGGUGCUUUGGUAUUCUGCGGGAGUCGGCAAGGUUGCCAGAUCAGUGCAGGAAUCAUCAGCGAAGCUAUGCCUGCAGUGUCUGGAUUGGAGGCCGAUGAGCUGAGCAGGAGAUUGGAUCUCCUUGCCGAUCUCAGAAGCCUUCCCAGCGGCCUUGAUCCAGUUUUAGAAAACACCAUCCUCAAGGGUGUUGGAUUUCACCACGCAGGAAUGACCGCUGAAGAGCGGGAAUUGAUAGCUCAAGCAUAUGACCAAGGAGUUUUGAAAGUUAUCGUGGCCACCUGCAGUCUGGCAGCGGGUGUCAAUCUUCCAGCGCGGAGGGUGAUCAUUAAUGGAGCACGCAUGGGCCGAGAGUUGGUCGGACCGGCGAUGCUACGGCAAAUGUGCGGACGAGCGGGCCGCAAGGGAAAGGACAACGCCGGUGAAACGUAUCUGAUAUGCGGAAAAGCUGAUAUACAAGCUGUUUGCGACCUUCUCGAAGCCGAUAUGCCGGCAAUUGAAAGCUGCCUAGCACCGGAGAAGAGAGGUCUCAAACGGGCUCUUCUGGAAGCUAUUGCAACGGGGCUGGUCUCCGGUUGCGAAGCAAUCAAAGAAUAUGUGAAAUGCACUCUUUUGUAUCGGACGGUGGACAAGAAGAUUGCCUAUUCCAUUAUGGAGUCCUCACUUCAGGAACUAAUUGACGAAGGACUACUAAUUUUCAAAGAGGAUGAAUCGUACGAGGCGACAAAACUUGGGCAGGCAGUAGUGGCCUCGGCGUUCGCUCCCGAGGACGGCCUUUUUGUAUACGAAGAAUUGAAACGAGCCUUACGGGCAUUUGUCAUGGAUGGUGACAUGCAUAUUUUCUACAUGUUCACCCCCAUCCAAGUGGCGAUGAACACUCAGAUAGAUUGGCUCAUUUUCCGAGAACAGCUGGAUAAUCUUGACGAAAGUGGUCUACGGGCGCUGCAGUUUGUCGGCGUGCAGCCGUACUUUGUGAAUUUGAUGGUCCAGAGCGGAGGAUCGCUAAAGGAAGACAACCCAGAACAGAUUAAACAGGCGACUAUCUAUCGGCGGGCCUACACAGCUUUUCAGCUGCGUGACUUGAGUAACGAGGUGCCACUAUCGACAAUUGCGAGCCGCUACAACAUCCCCCGUGGCGCUGUUCAGACACUAGCACAGCAAUGUCACGGCUUUGCGGCAGGCAUGGUGAAGUUCUGCCAGCGCAUGGACUGGGGCAUGCUUGCUGCAGUUCUGGAUCAUAUGCGCGAUCGACUGGAAGCUGGAGCGCGCGCAGACUUACUCGAGAUGGCCCAGGUCACGUAUGUGAAGGGCUGGACGGCACGACUGCUCCGAGAAAAUGGGUUUCGCAACUUGAGAGACCUGGCCGAGGCAGAGGCGAAGGACCUUGUCCCGGUACUGAUGAUGGCGAAUCCUCGCAAAGCGCAAAAGAGCCAGCUACAUCCCACGGAGGCCGAGCGGUAUAGAAAAAAGCUGCUUGCAAAAGCCGAGAUUAUCGUGGCUUCCGCAAACAAGAUCUGGGGUAUGUAUAAUGAAGCUUUAGAUGAUCUUGAAUGA